Messenger RNA from Anarrhichthys ocellatus (wolf-eel), 3083 nucleotides. RefSeq names its product heterogeneous nuclear ribonucleoprotein U-like protein 2. NCBI's taxonomy places the organism in Eukaryota, Metazoa, Chordata, Actinopteri, Perciformes, Anarhichadidae. The record is from RefSeq and is a predicted model, not a curated record. Gene Ontology annotation, cellular component: nucleus. The transcript is spliced from 11 exons. Gene Ontology annotation, molecular function: protein binding; RNA binding. Gene Ontology annotation, biological process: alternative mRNA splicing, via spliceosome. The coding region runs from base 278 to 2224 and encodes 648 amino acids.
AGCCUCACAAAAUGUGGUUGGAUCAUCCAUGUUUUACUGGUACCACCAGUACCAUUUUAACCGUUUGGUGGCAGUAAAAGCUCCUGCGAGUGUCUAGUCUGCCAAGAAUUAGACCAAAGAAGAAGAAAAGAGCCAAUCACAAACCAGAGCACCAUAUUGAACCAACGAUCCAAACCACUGCUCUACUGUUACAGUUUACUUUGGCAGUUUACUUUAAGUCCGUUUUUCCGCACAACUGGAACAAGAAGACAGCUGAAUCUGUACUCUAUCGGGAACAAUGAAGCUAACGGACAUGAAGAAGUUGAAAGUGCCCGAGCUGCGGUCCAGACUUAAAGAGCUCGGGCUGGACCACAAGGGGCUGAAGGCUGAGCUGCUGGGGAGGCUGUGGUCCGCGUUAGAGGCGCGACAGUGUGGGAUAGACGUACAAGAGGUACAACUACAACAUGACCGCUCACUGACGGCCACAGCACCGUCUAUGGACGUCCACUCUCCGUCCUCAUCCCCGCCGACAGCAGCUGGUGUUACUGAGCGAUGUGAACCGGACCGCACCCGUGAGUACGCACACAGCGCCACACAGACAGAGACGGACACCAGUUUGCCGCCACAACAACACGGCUCUGAGAGUAUUUCAACGCUACAGCGAGGCUCCGAGAGUAUUUCGGAGUGUGUACCAGAGUACCAGGCGGAGGAGAGAGGAGGAGGUGCAGGGGACGGGAGACCUCUGUCCUCAGAGGAGAUGGGCAGAGGAAGAGCUUUCUACGAGUUCAAAGAGGAGAUACGAUACAAAAGAGCCAAAUCGCCUCAACCUCCAGUGGACAGAGAGGAGACGGAGGCGGAAGAUGAAGAUAAAGUCAGACUAGAUCCAUAUGACAGUCACCUGCACUUUGAGGUCGGUCCCGAUGGCGCAUGUGGACAGCCGCGGUUCUGGGCUCGAUUCUCCUCACUGUGGUCAGGAUGCAGGCUCACCCACGGGGUGCUGCAGGGCAAGGUGGGCUUUGAAGUGAGGCUGGAGAGGAAGUUGUUGACUACACAGCUGGAGGAACAAGAAGACAUGGAACCGUGUGGCCUGAGAGUGGGCUGGUCUAUGGCCAACACCUCUCUACUGCUCGGUGAAGAUGACUUCUCUUAUGCUUAUGAUGGGCGCGGUAAAAAAGUGUCUGGUGGGAAGGAGGAAGUGUUUGGAGAACUCCUCUCAGAGGGAGAUAUCAUUGGCUGUUAUGCUUCGUUCUCCACAGACGGUGCUGUUGAACUCUCUUUCCAUAAGAACGGUCGUGUCAUGGGUGAGGCCUUUUCCCUGGAGUCCUCUGUGCUGAAGUGUGGUCCUCUGUUCCCUCACGUCCUCUGUAAGAGCUGUUCAGUCAGGGUUCUCCUGGACCCCACAGCUCCUCCCUGGUACCCUGGUCCUCCAGGGUUCACACCGCUGGCAGCUCUCUGUGCUAGGCAGAGGGUGCGCAGCACAUUGCCUCCUACCUUCAGAGCACAGUGUGAGGUGUUGUUGAUGGUUGGUCUUCCUGGGUCUGGGAAGAGCCACUGGGCCAGGACUCACGUGAAGCAGCACCCUGAGGAGCGGUACAAGCUGCUGGGCACUGAGGAGCUGCUCGCAUGUAUGAUUAGUGGUGGACAGAGGGACAGCAGGCUGCAGCAAGCCUCUCAGUGUCUAACUGAUUUGAUCAAGAUGGCCGCUCAGACUCCGGGCAACUACAUCCUCGACCAGGGCAACAUCCUCUUCUCUGCACGGCGUUACAAGCUGCAGCUGUUCGCGGGCUUCAGGCGCCGGGUGUUGGUGGUCUUUCCCUCAGCGGACGAGUGGAAAAGACGACUGUCUCAGCACCAGAUGAGCAACGGGGAGCAGAUCCCUGAGACAGCCCUGCUCAAACUCCAAGUGAGCUGCAGUCUUCCAGAGCAGCACAGCAACCUGCUGGAGGAGCUGCAGUACGUGGAGCUGCCUCAGGAGCAGGCACAGGCGCUCCUGCAGGAGUACAGCGAAGAGGCUCGCAGACUGCUGCCCCCCAUCCCCAAACAGGAGAAGAAGAAACCCCGACAUCACAAGAAAAGACCCCACCCUCACGGCCCUCCACCCUCACACAGUAUCCAGUGGACUGGACUUCAUGGCUGGAACGACACAAGACUCAACAUGCAGCCAAGAUAUUGGAGUGUGCCUCAUCAGGAUCAGGGCUGCUACUACAGAGACGUCGGCUACAGUGGAUAUGAAGGUUACUGGUGAAGAAACAGAUGCUGCUGCACAUCUGUGUUUACAGGGACAAUCGUUCUACUGAUGCCACUAACUACAUCAGCAAGACAUACUAUAAAGAACUACGGUAUAUGUUGCACUCGCUGCUUUGACCAAUCAAAGAUAAUCAGUGUUGUAGUAUUUAAUCAUUUUACCGGCAACAACCAGAUCACUUUUCAGGAUUUUUUUAUUGAAAAUGUUUAAAAAAAUUCAAUCAUGUUUUUACUGUGCAAUUUACAAAUGAUGGAAAAUACACCGUGUUUUGUGAUCACCAGUGUUGGUCAGAGAGUCUUCAGAGUAAUAAAUCCCUCAACCCUUUGUGUUUGUGCACAUUUGAUCAUGUGGAUGUAUUCUCUGCUAUCGGCUGAGCGUCGUGUCGUCUGCUCCGGCCUCGCUCGCUGUCUGGCUUCACUGUCUGAUAAAGCAGCACGGCUCCUUUAGCUGAAGGACACAGCUCCGACCACAGAGGGCUGCUUCUGUCUAGCUGCAACACCUCCUACAAAAAAAUCAGGGACAACGAUAUGCAGUCUUGUGUGUGUACAUGUUUUUAUAUACCGUACUCUGCUUCUAAUGAAAGUGCCAAAACAAGAAAGCUCAUUCCUGAGUUCCUAUUCUGACAUUUAAAACAUCUGUAACUCGAGUUUACUCACCGUUCUGCUGAGAAAGAUAAUUUCUGUGGACUCGCUGGCCUCUGCUCCUCCUUUCCAGUACAAUGUUCUGACUUCAUCAGAUGUCAACGAGCAGCUGAGGACAUACCAAUGACACAGACUCUGCAUUAUAUAUAUAUAUAUAUAUAUAUUUAUAAAAAGGUUUUCAAGUCAAACUUCCAUCAUAUAAAGUGAGGGAAUGAGAA